AUGGAGGCCACUUUUCAUGAUUCGAAGGCCGAUCAAAAGGGCCAUGAUAUCAGUGGGCGAGAGAUAGAAGAAAAAGAUGCUCGGCGGAUCGCAGAGAACGAAGAUCGAAAAAUGCAUGGCGAGAAGACCGUAGGCGGAAGUGCGGGCCGUGCACAAGUGGCCGAUAAAGAUCCCAAAGCCCAUGACGUUAAAGUCGGUGGCCAAGGUGACCAUCUACCAAACGAAAAACCAAUCAUCUGA
Puccinia triticina is the source of this 240-nucleotide messenger RNA. RefSeq lists its product as uncharacterized. The transcript has 2 exons. Bases 1 to 240 code for a protein of 79 amino acids. The record is from RefSeq and is a predicted model, not a curated record. Lineage: Eukaryota; Fungi; Basidiomycota; Pucciniomycetes; Pucciniales; Pucciniaceae.